Molecule: messenger RNA, 1914 nt
Organism: Rhodofomes roseus
Lineage: Eukaryota; Fungi; Basidiomycota; Agaricomycetes; Polyporales; Fomitopsidaceae
Product: translation factor GUF1, mitochondrial
Exons: 16
Coding region: 1-1914 (637 amino acids)
Biological process (GO): positive regulation of translation
Cellular component (GO): mitochondrion
Molecular function (GO): GTP binding; GTPase activity; mitochondrial ribosome binding
Source: RefSeq, a predicted model, not a curated record
AUGCGCAUGGAGGAAUACCCAUCUGAUCUCAUUCGGAAUUUUUCGAUAAUUGCCCACAUCGAUCAUGGUAAAUCGACGUUAGCGGACAGAUUGCUUGAGGUCCGUUGCUUCCGCCGGCCUCAUUCUGUUUGGAAGCUAAGAAUUGAUGUCGGGGCAAAGCUGACAGGCACGAUCGACAAGCGGCAGAAGGGUCUGAACAAGCAAGUCCUAGACAAGCUGAAGGUUGAGCGGGAACGCGGUAUCACAGUGAAGGCGCAAACGGCGAGCAUGAUUCACAAGUUUGCCGGCCAUCAUUACCUCCUUAACUUGAUUGACACGCCCGGACAUGUCGAUUUCGCCUGGGAGGUCUCGCGCUCCCUAGCUGCCUGCCAAGGAGCUUUACUGCUGGUUGAUGCGACACAGGGCAUACAAGCGCAGUCGAUCUCCGUCUUCCAUAAUGCCAGGGAGCGGGGCCUUAAGAUCAUCCCCGUGCUGAACAAGAUAGACCUCCCCGCCGCACAGCCGGACAUCAUCGCCGCCCAAGUACAAUCCACGUUCGGUAUAGAUCCUGCCGAAUGCAUCCAGAUAUCUGCCAAAACCGGUAUGGGCGUCGAGAAGGUCCUGCAGGCCAUCAUUGAUCGAAUUCCCGCACCCUCUGGCGACGAGUCUGCACCACUGAAAGCCUUGCUAUUUGACUCAUUGUAUGACAAGUACCGCGGCGUCAUCUCGCUCGUCAGCAUCCAGGGAGGCGUUCUGAAGAAGGGAGACAAGAUCGCAUCAUGUCAUACACGUAAGAAGUAUGACGUCGUGGAAGUGGGCAUCAUGCACCCUGAGGAGGUGCCCACCACUUCUUUGCGGCCGGGACAAGUGGGGUACAUCGCAUGCAACAUGAAGGAAUCCUCAGAAGCGCAUGUUGGGGACACGCUUCAUCGCGCCGGCGAGCCCGUUGAAUCCAUGCCUGGUUUCAAGCUUGCUAAGGCUAUGGUCUACGCUGGAGUUUACCCGGUGGACAGCAACGACUUCUUGAAGAUGGAGGAAUCCAUUAAGAGGUUAAUUCUGACUGACCGUAGCGUCGAAAUUAGCCGUGAAUCUUCCACUGCUCUAGGACAAGGCCUCCGUCUGGGUUUCCUGGGUACAUUGCAUAUGGAUGUCUUUCGGCAACGGCUCGAGGACGAACAUGACGCUAACGUCAUCAUCACCGCGCCGACUGUGCCAUACAAAGUCGUAUAUGGGGAUCGUUCUGGGAACCGUACAGAAAUUGUCAGCAACCCUACCAAUUUCCCAGAUAUCACGGAUUCAACGGCUCGAGUCAAGGAGAUACUUGAACCUAUUGUCAAUGCCUCCAUCAUUGUGCCGGAAGAGUACCUCGGGGAUAUGAUGGACCUAUGUUUCAGCCACCGAGGAGAAAACCUCGACCAUCGCUACCUUGAUGUCACCGGAAGCGCGUCUUCACGUAUCAUGAUGACUUGCACAUUGCCCUUGACUGAAAUCGUCACGGACUUCUACGACAAACUCAAGAGCCGUAGUUCCGGGUUCGCAAGUUUUGAUUAUGAAGACGCUGGGUACCAGAAGAGCAAUAUGGUCAAGAUGACUUUCCUGCUCAAUAACAAGCCAGUGGACGCUCUCGCGCUUAUUGUGCAUCGGUCAAACGAACAAGAGGUCGGUCGGCAAUGGGUCAAGAAGCUCCACAAGAUCAUUCCUCGGCAGCUGUUUGAAGUCCCCAUUCAAGCCGCAGUAGGGAGACGUAUUGUCGCGCGUGAAACGCUAUCCGCCUUGCGCGCAGACGUCACGGCAGGACUCUAUGGCGGACAUUACGAGCGCAAGCUCAAGCACUUGGAGAAUCAGAAGGAGAGCAAGAGGCAGAUGAAACGGGUUGGGAGCAUUGAUCUCCCGCAAGAAGCAUUCCUCGAUAUGUUGCGGACGAAAAAGUCAUAG